AUGUGCUCCGGAUAUUUUGAAUUAAAACAAAAUUUUCCAAUUAUUCAGAAAAUCUUUAGUUUGGAUUUCAACUUCAUGCUAACCAAACUAUUGGACAUUACAUUGGAAUAGUUUAUGCAGGGAGUAUUGGUGAAACAGCUGGGCUUAAAACCGGGGAACGAAUUGUCGGAGUAAAUGGGCAACUGAUUUAUCCAACUAAUACACAUAAAGAAGUUGUUCCUCUGAUGAAACAAAAUACAAUGAAAACAACACUUUUGGUGGCUUCUGAAAAAGUUGAUAAGUACCGUAAGAAAAAUAAUAUAGCUUG
This is a messenger RNA of Caenorhabditis elegans, 307 nucleotides long. The record is from the annotation of a RefSeq genome assembly. Lineage: Eukaryota; Metazoa; Nematoda; Chromadorea; Rhabditida; Rhabditidae.